AUGGUGUCUCCUCAAAUUACCAACCUGGCCAUCAUCUUGGUGAUGAUGCAGCUGUCCAAGAAGGUUCCCUUCGAUAACCCCGAUGUUCUGAUGGGCGUCCGUGCUCUGUACAUCUUGUCCAACGUCCUCAUUGUGGGUAUCUACCUAUGGACACAGGCCAAGAUCAACAGCAAAAAGGACAUGACGACCCUGAAGUACGUCGAGCCCGCCCCCAUGGGCGCCGGCGAGGAGGCCAAGCCCGUGACCACCACCAACAUGGACUACGAUAAGGGACAGCUUCGCCAGCUGUUCCGCAGCCAGCUGAUGGGUGUUGGCAUGAUGGGUGUGAUGCACCUGUACAUGCAGUACACCAACCCUCUCCUCAUCCAGUCGAUCAUCCCCCUCAAGGGUGCCAUCGAGUCCAACCUGGUCAAAAUCCACAUCUUCGGCCAGCCCGCUACCGGUGACCUCGCCCGUCCCUUCAAGGCUGGCGGUGGCUUCAUGUCCCAAGGUGCGCCCAAGAGCGACAAGGCCUCCAUCGAGGCUGCCGAGAAGAACUACCGCGGCGGUGUCAAGGAGGAGUAA
Molecule: messenger RNA, 564 nt
Organism: Penicillium atrosanguineum
Lineage: Eukaryota; Fungi; Ascomycota; Eurotiomycetes; Eurotiales; Aspergillaceae
Product: PHO88 family protein
Exons: 3
Coding region: 1-564 (187 amino acids)
Biological process (GO): protein targeting to ER
Cellular component (GO): endoplasmic reticulum; mitochondrion
Source: RefSeq, a predicted model, not a curated record